Molecule: messenger RNA, 1653 nt
Organism: Drosophila novamexicana
Lineage: Eukaryota; Metazoa; Arthropoda; Insecta; Diptera; Drosophilidae
Exons: 1
Coding region: 1-1653 (550 amino acids)
Source: RefSeq, a predicted model, not a curated record
AUGUCCAGCAGCCGCGGCAAAUUGCCGCCACGUUCCGAUCGCAAUGCCAACGAGGAGGAGCAGCUGCAGCAGUUACAGCUAGGCGCCAGGCCCAAGGCCCAUAAAAUGCUGCACUCCAAGACUGACAACCCGUCACCGGGACAUGCCAACUACAUGGAGCUGGAAUUUAGCCAAGCGGCGGCAGUUGGUCGCAGCUGCAGCGAGCUGCCUGUUAGCUAUGCCACCAGCACAGUUGUGAUGCCAGUGCAAGCCUAUCGGGAGCCGGCACCGCCCACGCCGCCACCGCUUUCGCAGAUACCCUCGCGUGAAUCGCGCUUGCUGCACUCGGCGCCGAAUACGCCCAGUCGCGGCAAAGUGGUGCUUAGCAAAAAGGAGCGCAAGGAGCUGAGCAAGCAGCUGGGCCUGGAGGAGCUGGCAGUUAGCACCUCAGCCCAAUCCAGCCCCUACAAGGGGCGUGUCACGGAGCUUAAGAACUGCAUAGCGCGUGGUCUUUUUGCAACGUUGCAUCGCGGCUCGCAGAAGUCGCUGCAGCCAGCGGCGGGCGCGGCGGCGGCAGAGCGAGGCAGCCAGGACAUGCAGCUGAGUCAAGAGUUGUCACCGCCGCCGCCAGCGCCAGAGCUGGCCAACAACAAUGAAGACGAUGCUGCCGAUUAUACAGAGAAGCUAAAGAAUUUGCCCGUGCGGCGACGUAAGGCAGCCACCUCGCACAUGGACAACUAUUGCCUCUUCGAUCCGGUGGACUUUAUCAACGAGAAGGCGCUGCGUUAUCCCGGCAAUGCGAAACAUGGUUUGCGGGAUCCUUUGUUCAGCUCCAGGCAGCAUCUGGUGUGCGAGGAUGAGGAGGAACUGGUGCCGGAAGUCAUCUACGAUGGCGAGGAGCUCGAGGAGACCAUCAUUAUUGAGACCUCCGGCGAAGCGGAUGCCGAAACUGAGGGCAGCGCUUGUGCUUUGCCCAGUUUUGAGCAUCAUAAUUAUUUUGUCAUCGAUCCGGACGACUUUGAAAUGGAGCCGGCCAUUCUAGACAUAGGCAUACCUAAUCCCUACAGCAACGAGCAGUUGGUGCAUGCCAAGCUGGAGCAACAGCUGCUGAAUGAGUUCGAAACAGCGCCCAGCAUGUCGAAUAGUCAGGAGUCGAAGGACACAGAAACCACCUCUACUGCUCUUGUGGAAUCCUCCACCUCCACCAAUUCGGCCAGCUCGAGCGGCAGCUCAAAUGCACAGCAACAGCAACAACAGCAACAGCAGUCCAUGAAAAAGAAGCUCACCUUUCUUAAUCUGUCGCCCUUUCGUCCGAGCGCCAAGAAAAGCAAUCAGAAAACCUAUAUGGAACAGCGCGCCAUCUCGGAGCUGGUCACCUCCGAUCACAUGCUGCAUCUGCAGCAGCUGUUGCAGCAACAGCGCAAGGAUCAGCGCGCCCACACGGUGCCCAUCGAGUCCAACUAUGUGCUGUUCAAUCCGGGACCCGUGCCCAGCCGCCAUGUGCAGUACAAGAUACGUAAGCCGCGCCCGCUCUCCACUCACAGCGAUGCGGACAGUGGAUUUCUCUCGCCCUGCUCACCGGAUGAACUGAAGGCCAAUCCAAGCAUUUUGGUGCUGCAGCAAUGCGACAGUGUUCAGGGUUAUAUUGAGGUGAGCUUGGAAUAUAAUGCGUAA